This is a messenger RNA of Colletotrichum destructivum, 171 nucleotides long. RefSeq lists its product as uncharacterized. The coding region runs from base 1 to 171 and encodes 56 amino acids. The transcript has a single exon. The record is from RefSeq and is a predicted model, not a curated record. NCBI's taxonomy places the organism in Eukaryota, Fungi, Ascomycota, Sordariomycetes, Glomerellales, Glomerellaceae.
AUGGCACGUACUUCCGUCUUCCGUGUUGGCUCGGCUUUCAACGCUGUGCUUCUCGUCUGCAUCAUCCUCAAACAUGUCGCCCUGGCCGUCGCGCGGUCCACGAUGCGGCACGCUUGUAUGGCCGUCCUCAUGCCCAUCAUGCUCCUUCACGUCGCCAUAAUCGAGGGCUGA